Lotus japonicus is the source of this 1359-nucleotide messenger RNA. Its product is annotated as protein CONSERVED IN THE GREEN LINEAGE AND DIATOMS 27, chloroplastic. The record is from RefSeq and is a predicted model, not a curated record. The transcript is spliced from 4 exons. Lineage: Eukaryota; Viridiplantae; Streptophyta; Magnoliopsida; Fabales; Fabaceae. The coding region runs from base 169 to 984 and encodes 271 amino acids.
AAGUCUCAAUCCUAAUUCAGUGAGAACCAAAUUAAUUUCAACCGACCGAUCAAUGUGAGAAUAUUCACCGUAAAUUGUCGAAGAGAAUAUUGUUAACGCUCCUCUUAUAAUUAUCCAAAAACUACAUGAAAAACAAUAAAAAAGACUAAAGAGAAUAUCCUAGUGGACAUGAUUGCUUGGUGUUGUCAAAACCAGCUAGAGAGUGAAGCAGAAGCAGAAGCAGAAGCAGAGAGAGCUCCAUUGCAACCAACAAUGGCCACAAUCCCCAUUCGCAUCUCUGUCACACCCACCUUCACCUCCUCCUUCACCACCAAACUCCCUUCAAAACGAAACCACCAUUUCUCGUGUUUCACCUCUCGGAACCCAACACAGUGUCCUGUUCCACGCGAACAGCAACCCGUCAACGAGUACCAGUCCCUCUCCACCUCCUUCCCCUUUUCAUGGGCCGCCGGCGACGUCGUCGAGUACACCUCCCGCCUCGCCGUCACGGGCCUCUCCUUCGCCGUCUUCGUCGGCCUGCCUGUCGCGUUGUUCGGCUCCGUCGGAUCGCAGUCGGAGCUGCUGAAGCGAGUCCUGUGCGCCGCUUGUAGUGGGGUUGGGGCGGUGACCCUCGCCGUUGUUAGGAUGUAUCUCGGUUGGGCUUACGUCGGCAACCGCUUGCUCAGUGCCACCGUUGAGUAUGAGGAGACAGGGUGGUAUGAUGGUCAGGUAUGGGUGAAGACUGCUGAAGUUUUGGCCCGUGAUAGACUCUUGGGAUCAUUUUCUGUCAAGCCUGUACUGAGAAGAUUGAAAGUCACUUUAGUCGGUCUGGCAACGUGCUUGCUUGCAUCUGCUCUUAUCCUCAUUAACAUUGAUGGGUACCAAAAUGAACUUAAUCUAAGAUCAAAUGAAGCUGGAGUUCGAGUUAUACCUGGAGUUUACAAUGAUGAAUCUGCAAGAUCAUUUGAACCAGAUGCCUUUUGUGGUGAACCUAAUCUUCAAUGAUACAUGAAGACUUAUACUAAAUAAUUAUCAAUCAUGGACCCUCCAUGCCAUUGUAUUAAUUUGAGUGAAGGGGUGAUCCAUAUAUUUCAUUACCAAAUUCUGUACUUACUGUACAUAUCUUAAAUUGCCUUUUACACAUGUAUUUAGUAUAGCAUCUCAAAGUGUUGUAUAGUUAAAAAAAUAAAAUGAGUAUAUGUACAUUUCUCAAUUUGUUGUUUCUUUUGGUCAGUGGGACUGCCUCAGGUAGAGGAUUUUGUAAGAAUGUCUUCAAUCUCAGGAUCAGAGAUGAAGCAUCCUAAGUUGAACUUUAGCCCAAACUGACAAUUUAUCAAUACAUACUUUGUACUUCUGAUACGCGGAGGUUUGUUUUUUCGA